Trichomonas vaginalis G3 is the source of this 3267-nucleotide messenger RNA. Its product is annotated as Rabconnectin-3b, isoform A family. Gene Ontology annotation, cellular component: cytoplasm. The record is from RefSeq and is a predicted model, not a curated record. NCBI's taxonomy places the organism in Eukaryota, Parabasalia, Trichomonadida, Trichomonadidae. The transcript has a single exon. Gene Ontology annotation, molecular function: protein binding. Bases 1 to 3267 code for a protein of 1088 amino acids.
AUGUCUAAUAUGUAUGAGGACCUUUAUAUUUCACUGAUCUCAUGGUCAAACAUGAGUCUUCCACAUGUUGAAUGUUCUGCCAUACAUACAACUGAUUUAUCUAAGAAAAAACUUCGAUACUCAUUUUUGGAUGACAAACCAGUUCAAGGAGUAAUCUCAUUCGGUUGUUAUUCGGGUGAACUAAUACGAUUUAUCAUUCUUAAGGACGAAGUAAAGCCAGCAUCAGUAUCUUUUGCGCAUAAAACAAAAAUUGUUGCACUCAGUGAUUGUUAUUUUCAAAGCAAUUUCUUUUCAGUUGCAUCACUUUCGUUUGAUGGCCUUUUCUGCAUAUGGUCAGUUCAAGAUGGCAUUUGUUUAGGAAAAUAUGAAAAAAUCUUUCCAGUUGGAUGCCAAUUGAUGGCUACAUCAGGAGAUUCGAUUGUUGUUUCAGGCAGUUUUCCGAAUGUUUUUAUCUUUAAUACAUCAGAAGAAAGAGUCACAAAAAUUUUACAUCCUCAUUAUAGUUUUACAGCCGGUAUUGGCAUUAUUCCUAGUGACAGAUCAAAAGUCUUAUUCCUUAUGGACUCAAAAGGUACUGUUACUUAUGCUUCAAUCGAUCCAUCCAUUACGCAAACGUUCAAAUACCAAUUGCUUGAUCCGAAUCGUGUAGUUAUCAAAUCCUUACCAUCACCAUCGUUCAAAUUCUUACUAACAUUAUACGGAGAUUUACCAUCUGCUAAUUCAUCGGCAGAAUCAUCCUCUCCAUCAUACUUUUCUAUUACAGACUUAUCAUCUGUCGGCUUCCCAUCAAUUACACAUGAGUACAAAGACCUUCAUACGGCUACAUGGAUUGAUGAUUAUACAUUUGGUGUUUUAUCUUACUCUGGCUCAUACACGCAGUUCGAAAUCAACGACAAAUACGUUGAAGGCAUGGACAAGAGUGAAGAAGAAGAGUAUUACGAGGACGAAGAAGAAGAAUCUGAAGAAAAUACAAAUUGUCCAACUGAAGAAGAAGAAUUUCUACAGCAAAUGACUCCCAAAUCACCUACAUCCAAUGAUACCGCAACCCAUAUUGACUAUCUCUAUUCCCAAUUGAAAGAUUUGUAUCCACAAUUGCGAGAUCUUUCACAUCCUGAUGCCAAAAUCUUUGGUCGCAACAGGUAUUGUAAGAUACCAAUCACCAAGUCCAAUUUGCACUUGGAGCAGCUUUACUACGCCCAAGGAACAUUCCCAUUUGGCUGCAUCACGAGUUUUAAGAAAGAAAUCAUCGCCGGAUUCAACGACACUGUUAUCUUUCUUUCAAACAAUUUCGAUGAAUUCUCAUUAGGCCAAAUGUUUGAGCAAGGACCGAAGCGAACAACGGCACAAUGCUUAAACAUACAAAACGAUUUGGUCAAAGAAAUCAUCGAAGGUUUGGAAGAUGGCUCGAUUUCUUACUACGAUUUAAACUCGAUGACUUAUUAUGUCCAAGAAAACGUCCACAAAGGAAGAAUCAAUGAGAUUUGUACUUGUGGAAAAUACUUGUUUUCCGCAGGUAGUGAUAACACAUUAGUUGUUACGAACUUAGAAACAAAACAAGCUGUCAAAACUUUUCAACAUUUCAUGUCAAGAAUUACUCAAUUUUUGAGACCAAUUGAAAAAGUUCGAAAACCGUUUUGUGAUUAUUUGUUUUGUUUAACGGAGUUUGGAGCUAUCUCUGUUAUAGACAUUGAGCAGCUUGACAAUGUUUUCAACAUGACAGGACAUGACGGACAAGUCACUUCUAUAAUGAUCCAUUCUUUGUCAGGAAUUUUGAUUGUAAAUGCAAAAUCUUUGUUUUUCUGGUCACUUCACUCUGGCAAUCUUGAAUCGAUUUUGCGAGGCAACAGGAAGGAAAUAUAUCUCAAAGAUCCAGACAAGAACCAUGUAGAAGUCAAACCAAUACAAGCGUUCGUGAAUGGAGUUGUUUACGAACAGUUGUUGUUUGGAGGAAAUUCUUUGAGAGUUAUUGAUAUCAACAUCAAAACAGUUUCUAAUCAAAUCUCUAAUUAUUUGAUGAGAGUUGCAGAUAAAUCAUUGAAAGAGACGAUCGAAGGAUUCCCUAAUUUAGGAUUAUUAAGUGAAGUAUUUUCUACUUAUGUUUGUGAUUUCCUCAAGAAAAACAUCGGUGUUGAAUAUGGAAAGCAUUUCAACAUUUGUUUUGUAGGAGAUAAAGGUGUUCACACUGUUAAUUUGAUCAAACAAAGAUUGCAUAAUGAUAUUUGGACAUUUAGUUCUGAAGUGUCAAGUAUGAUCUUGGCAAUGAGAAUAAUGCUUUCAAUGGCAAUGAGAAACCAUCCUCUUUUCUUCGAUACAAUGAAUGAUUUGAUUAACAAAUACACAAUUUCUAUCUCUUCAAACAUUAAGUAUUUCAAGAAUCCAAAUGUCACUUCACUUUUCAAGUAUUUCAAGAAUUCCACGCCAAUGAUUAUCAACUAUUUCAUGGACAUGGUUGAGAAGUAUCCACAAGAAACAAGGCGUAGAUGGAUGAAUUACUUGCAAUUAGUCGAAGGAACAACGAAAUACAGAAGAGAUUUGAUAAUUGGCGCAUGGAUUGGAUUGGGAACAACUGUUUUAUCUACUUUGAGUGAUACGGAAUUGAAACUUUUAGCGGAAAGAGCUCAGAAGUUAAGUAAUUCUCAGUACAGAACAUUUAUUCCUGAAGUUUUGUACAGAUGCGCAACGAGAUUUAAAGAUAUAGCAGGUGUUUCUGAUAUUGUUAUUCGAACAUUGAUUACUUCACAGAAUGCAGGACGUAUCGAUUUGAACAUUCUCUUCGAUGCCGCGCCAAUUGGUUUCUUAAAGAAUAUCCUUCAGCUUUCGAACGAAGGACAAGAAACAUUGGCAAAAACAUUGAUAAAUGUAAUCAUCGAUAUCAUUUUGCAGGGAAGAGUGAGAGAUGACAUCUUGUUCCAAAUGAUACAGACAAUUAUCGGUUGCUCAAAGGCUUCCUUAACUGACCAUAUCAAUAAACAAUUGAAGGCUAUCGAUGAUAAACAUAAAUGGUUCAAUUUCGGAGCCGAUCAACAUUUGAUAGCUUACGGAAAUAAUUCUGGAACACUUUUUGUCACUAAAAAGAUUGGUUCUGCGUUCAGAUCAUCGAUCCUUUCGUUGGCGAAAGAACCCCUCUUGGAGGUAACAAGCGAUGCCUCUGGAAAUGUGAUUACUGUAAAUACAAAGUCAACAAUCUUCGAAAUUCAAAUUAAGGUUGCUGACGACCAAGAACAUAUGCAGCUAGAUGUUGUUAGUACAAAACCAAAAGCUCAGUAA